AUGAGGAAGGAAGGCUUGGAUGAAGACCUUGGAAAGUUAAAAAAGUAUCUUCAGGAGGAGGGAAAAGGAAAACACGUUCUCAUUGAUGAAGUUCCCAUCACUCUAGGAUUCCAGAAACUCAUCACUGCGGAAGACCUUUCCAAACAUUGGGAAUGGAUCGUGGACAUGAUUCCUUCAGUGAAGUCGAUCACCAUCUCUUUUCGUCCAAACGAUCAGUCCUACACAAGAGACUUCCCCAUCCAGGAUGUGAUGCCCGGUGGUUACCAGGUAACAGUCUUGGAGGCAGUGAAGAGAAACAGCAGAAAUGUGGCUGAGCUGUUUCUUGCUAUCGGGGAUUAUUCACGUCGAAUCUUCAUAUCUCUCGAGAAGACACUUCCACUACAAAUGGAACAAUCUGGGAAGGGAUUUCUACCAGUGCUCUUUCCCAUUCCCUCUUGCUUCUCCAUUCAUCCGGGCAAAUGCAAGGACGAGAAGGUCUGUGAAGCGGUGAGGGCCGCUCACGCCAUACGUAUAAUUUACGAAAAGCACUCCAAGUCAUCAGAGAAAAUCCCAAUUUUCGUCGUGGUCGAUCACGAGAGGCGAAAGAAUGCACUUGUGAAUAUCUUUGUAUCUGACUACCCGUCCAUCACACUCUUCCUAUACAACAGCCACAACCAUCAGGUAUGGAAAUUUCGUAAAAAAAAGGCCUUGAAUGUCUCGAAUAUCCCUAUCGUAGUCGCGACCGAAAGUGAAAUCAUUGGAUGUCACCUGAAAAGUGUGACAGUGGUAAUCGAUUUCGCUCAGUCAGAAUGGCAAAACUACGUUCGAUUGAUAGCAGCAACCGGGGAAAAAAAGAUACUCGUGAUCGAAGAGGAACAACUAAGGAUAGGAAAGUUUUCUCGCAUCAAAGAGAAAAUGACAAUUUGGGAUAUUUCGGAGAGAAGCUUCAACGAAGACCUUAAGGAACGGCUGGAGAAGGCCUGGCAAGAGUGCGAUACGAAUAAAAUCGACUAUCUGAAAGAGGAGGACUUCUCUUCUUCUUCCUUCCCUGGAAUAAAUAUAGAUAGAGAAGGAAGGGAUGGAAAGGAGGAAGGCGAUGUGGAUUUGAUGCUUGGGCGUCUCCUAAGUGGAAUAUUUGGUCCCUCUGCAUCGGGAAAAUCCAGGAGAGUGGACCUAUUGAUCAGCCGAACGACGCAGAAGAAACCGUCGGAGAAGGCACGAAUUCUUCUUCUUCACCAAGGAAGUACGUUGUCCUGGAUCGAACUUCGACGGCGCUGGAAGAGAAAGGACAAUGUGGACUUAGACUAUGCCUCCGAUUCAAAGAUUACGUCCCUUAAAGACAUAAUUGCCCGGGUGGAAGGGAAAAUGGAAGAGGAGAGAAAGAAGCUGUCUUCCCUGUCCCAAAGAUUCUGGAAUGCAUUUAAGUCAAAGCAGGAGAGAGCCCUGAUCGUGGUCGUUGAAGACUGUCCAUUAUUGAAGGAUCUCGAAGAAUCCAUUGAGAGACUGAAAGGGAUGAAUAUACGGUUGAUACUCGUAUUCAAACCUCAUUCAGAAAAUGCCUCAGUGGAGGCAAUUCAGAGAACUAUAGAAGUCCUUACGAAGGACCCUGCCAGCACUGCGAUUGUAUUAACUUCUCAACCGACAAACUUAGCUCUCCUUGAGCAUAUCCAGAAAAAUGAAACUGGGAGAGCUCUGAAGUUGGAAGCGAAGAGUUUGUCCGUGGUUUCCGUGCCCGCCGCUAUCGUCCUCGGACCACCAGUGCAAUUCUUCAAGUGCAGGAAUCGACAUUUAGGAUACAUUUGUAAAGGAGAGGCGGCAUGCAGGAAAUCCGUGGCUGUUGCAUCCUCCCUCCCUCAUGAUGCCCUGACAAAGGUCCAAAAGCAUCAAGCUUACAUCCUGACAUCAGAUAAAAACAUGCUAACGUCUUUGGAAAUCCUGAACACCCACCCUAAAAUCAAGGUGAUUCCCCCUGAGAACUUUCGUGGGUGUGAGACUUCGAUUGUCACUGCUGUGGACGUGAGUGACGAUUGGUUACUGGAAGUGAUAUCCCGCUCUAGGAAUCAACUGACCAUCAUUGACAACAUCCCCAACCAUGAAGACCUUUGGAAGACCAUGAUCGAAGAGCACCGUGUGCAGACCUGGGAUGGCCCCUCUUCCAGAGACGUUGAAGCGAGCCGAGGGAUCUUCCUAACACUAGAUGAAAGGGAAAAGUUUCUGACAGAGCCGACAUGGAAUGUGACAGCGAGGAGGAUUGGAGAGGAGGUACUGAAAAAAGAAAAAAACAGUAAAAGAGGAGGCUUCCUCGACCGGAAAACCGGCAAAAUCAAAUGCCUCCAUCUGAAGACAUGGGAGACUCUCGAUGGAGUUUUACCUUUACCCCAGUCCUCUUCCCCCUUCAGAGAUUGGGGAUACGCAUGGGAUGUUCAUUAA
Darwinula stevensoni is the source of this 2409-nucleotide messenger RNA. NCBI's taxonomy places the organism in Eukaryota, Metazoa, Arthropoda, Ostracoda, Podocopida, Darwinulidae. The record is from the annotation of a GenBank genome assembly.